AUGGAUCCGAGUGGUUUUUCAGUGGUGGAUGGAUUUGAAGCCGUGGACCAUAAUGGUGUUGAUUCAAAUGUAGACUCUCUUGUUACUGAAAUUGAAGAAAGUGUACUGGUGUUAAACGGAGAUUUUGAAAAUUUUGAUGAUGAUUUGUGUAUGGAAGAAUUGAAAGAAGGAUUGAGUGGGAAAAUUGAGGGAAACAAUGUUAGCAUUUUGAAGGAUGAGGAUGUUGAAAUCGGAGAUGAAAUGGAGAAAUCUAGAACAGGGAACGGUCUUGUGAAGAAUAAGAAAGUGAAACAACCGAGUGUUAAAGGUGUUCAUAGAGGUUUGGUACGAAAGAACAGAGUUGGGAAAGAUGAAGAGGUGGUAGCAGCAUCUUCUGUUUCAAAUGGUACCUCCACUUUAGACUAUCAUCCAAGACAUGCGGUUAAGAGCAGAGCGUUGAAUGACAAGCAGACUCGAUUGUCCAAACACCCUGGAAAGUCUGAUGCAGCAUCUUCUGAAGCACCAAUGGAGAAGACUAGACCACAGUUAAUAAAGAAAGAACCCCUUGAUAAUCUUCCAGGAAAUGCUGAGUUAUCUUCUCCAACAGCAGAAGAUGGAAAGCCUCGCAGAAUGGGGACAAUGCCAACUUAUGGAUUUAGUUUCAAAUGUAAUGAGCGAGCUGAGAGAAGAAAAGAGUUUUACUCUAAGCUCGAGGAAAGGAUUCAUGCAAAGGAAGUGGAGGAGAGCAAUAUGCAAGCAAAAACAAAGGAGAGCCAAGAAGCUGAGAUUAGGAGGCUUAGGAAAAAACUAGCAUUUAAAGCAACUCCAAUGCCAAGCUUCUACCAGGAACCUCCUCCUUCUCGGGUGGAAUUGAAGAAGAUACCAACUACAAGAGCAAAAUCUCCCAAGCUUGGUCGUAAAAAGACUUCAACAUCUUCAGAGCUAGAAGGAAACACCAUAAGCAGUGCUCAACAAUGUCGUUUAAGUCUGGAUGAGAAACUAUCUCAGAAUAACCCCACCAAAGGAAUUAGUCCUGUUCACCCAAAGAAGCCACAACGGAAAUCUCUCCCCUCUCGACUGACUCCUGAAACUAUCUCAACUGUGCGGACUCCGUCUAAGGCGGUGAAUGACGAGAAAGCCUCCUUAUCUAGUGUUACAUCUGAUGUUACUGCCUUGUCUAUUGCAACAAAUGAAGAGAAACUUGAAGCAGCUGCAGCUAUUGAGGAGAACAAUGCCGCCUUAUCCGACGAGACAAGUGAAACUCCGUCCCUGAACAUAGAGCCAGGUGAAGUAGAAUCCCAUGCGAAUGGUGAUAUAGUCAUUGCAGACAAACCACAUCUCACCUUGGUACAAGAACCUAUAGCAGCAGAGUAUUAA
Lathyrus sativus (Indian pea) is the source of this 1356-nucleotide messenger RNA. Lineage: Eukaryota; Viridiplantae; Streptophyta; Magnoliopsida; Fabales; Fabaceae. The record is from the annotation of a GenBank genome assembly.